Molecule: messenger RNA, 3476 nt
Organism: Orycteropus afer afer
Lineage: Eukaryota; Metazoa; Chordata; Mammalia; Tubulidentata; Orycteropodidae
Gene: CNTN2
Product: contactin 2
Molecular function (GO): protein binding
Source: RefSeq, a predicted model, not a curated record
CUCCAUGCUGGACUGAGGCUCCUCUCUCCACACCCCAACUCUGCCUGAGACACCCACCAUGGGGACACCCACCAGGAGGACACCAUCCCUGCGGCUGCUAGCUGCUGCAGCCCUUCUCUCCUCUGCAGCUUGGAGCUUCGUGCAGGGAUCCCCAGUCACCUUUGGGCCUGUGUUUGAAGACCAGCCUCUUAGUCUGCUUUUCCCAGAGGAGUCUACAGAGGAGAAGGUGACACUGGCAUGCCGCGCACGGGCCAGUCCCCCAGCCACCUAUAGGUGGAAGAUGAAUGGUACCGAGAUGAAGCUGGAGCCAGGUUCCCGUCACCAGCUGGUGGGGGGCAACCUGGUCAUCAUGAACCCCACCAAGGCCCAGGAUGCUGGUGUCUACCAGUGCCUGGCCUCCAAUCCAGUGGGCACUGUAGUCAGCAGGGAGGCUGUCCUCCGCUUUGGCUUUCUGCAGGAAUUCUCCAAAGAGGAGCGAGACCCAGUGAAAACCCAUGAAGGCUGGGGGGUGAUGCUGCCCUGUAACCCACCUGCUCACUACCCAGGCUUAUCCUACCGCUGGCUCCUCAACGAGUUUCCCAACUUCAUCCCAACGGAUGGGCGUCACUUCGUGUCCCAGACCACAGGGAACCUGUACAUUGCCCGGACCAAUGCCUCAGACCUGGGCAACUAUUCCUGCUUGGCCACCAGCCACAUGGACUUCUCCACCAAGAGUGUCUUCAGCAAGUUCGCACAGCUCAACCUGGCUGCUGAAGAUCCCCGGCUCUUUGCUCCCAACAUCAAGGCCCGGUUCCCAGCAGAGACCUAUGCGCUGGUGGGGCAGCAGGUCACUCUGGAGUGCUUCGCCUUUGGGAACCCUGUCCCCCAGAUCAAGUGGCGCAAAGUGGAUGGCUCCUUGUCCCCACAGUGGGCCACAGCAGAGCCUACUCUGCAAAUCCCCAGUGUCAGCUUUGAGGAUGAGGGUACCUACGAGUGUGAGGCGGAGAACUCCAAGGGUCGUGACACCGUCCAGGGCCGCAUCAUCGUGCAGGCUCAGCCUGAAUGGCUCAAAGUGAUCUCAGAUAUGGAGGCUGACAUUGGCUCUAAUCUGUGGUGGGGCUGUGCGGCUGCAGGCAAGCCCCGGCCCACAGUGCGCUGGCUGCGGAAUGGAGAGCCUCUGACAUCCCACAACCGGGUGGAAGUGUUGGCCGGGGACCUGCGGUUCUCCAAGCUGAGCCUGGAGGACUCGGGCAUGUACCAGUGUGUGGCAGAGAACAAGCACGGCACCAUCUAUGCCAGUGCCGAGCUGGCUGUGCAAGCACUGGCCCCUGAUUUCAGGCUGAACCCCGUAAAGCGUCUGAUCCCAGCGGCCCGGGGGGGAGAGGUCAUUAUCCCAUGUCAGCCCCGGGCAGCACCAAAGGCUGUGGUGCUCUGGAGCAAAGGCACUGAGAUUUUGGUUAACAACAGCAGAGUGACUGUAACUCCAGAUGGCACCUUGAUGAUAAGAAAUAUCAGUCGGUCAGAUGAAGGCAAAUACAUCUGCUUUGCUGAGAACUUCAUGGGCAAAGCCAAUAGCACCGGCAUCCUGUCUGUGCGAGAUGCAACCAAGAUCACUCUAGCCCCCUCAAGCGCUGACAUCAACCUGGGGGAUAACCUGACCCUGCAGUGCCACGCUUCUCAUGACCCCACCAUGGACCUCACCUUCACCUGGACCCUGGAUGACUUCCCCAUUGACUUUGAUAAGCCCGGGGGUCACUAUCGGAGGGCCAGUGUGAAGGAGACAAUAGGGGAUCUGACAAUCCUGAACGCUCAGCUGCGCCAUGGCGGGAAGUACACAUGCAUGGCUCAGACGGUGGUGGACAGUGCAUCCAAGGAGGCCACAGUCCUGGUCCGAGGUCCACCAGGUCCCCCUGGAGGCGUGGUGGUGAGGGACAUCGGUAACACCACUAUCCAGCUCAGCUGGAGCCGUGGCUUCGACAACCAUAGUCCCAUUGCCAAGUACACCCUGCAAGCUCGAACUCCACCUGCAGGAAAGUGGAAGCAGGUUCGGACCAAUCCUGCCAACAUCGAAGGCAAUGCCGAGACUGCCCAGGUCCUGGGCCUCACGCCCUGGAUGGACUAUGAGUUCCGGGUUAUAGCCAGCAACAUCCUGGGCACUGGAGAGCCCAGUGGGCCCUCCGGCAAAAUUCGGACCAAGGAAGCAGCUCCCUCGGUGGCCCCCUCAGGACUCAGUGGAGGAGGUGGAGCCCCUGGGGAACUUAUCAUCAACUGGACGCCCAUGUCGCGGGAGUACCAGAACGGAGACGGCUUCGGCUACCUGCUGUCCUUCCGCAGGCAGGGCAGCGCUAGCUGGCAGACCGCCCGGGUGCCCGGCGCCGACGCCCGGCACUUCGUCUACAGCAACGAGAGCGUCCAGCCCUACACGCCCUUUCAGGUCAAGAUCCGCAGCUACAACCGCCGCGGGGAGGGGCCCGAGAGCCUCACUGCGCUCGUGUACUCGGCUGAGGAAGAGCCCAGGGUGGCCCCUGCCAAGGUCUGGGCCAAGGGAGUCUCGGCCUCAGAGAUGAAUGUGACAUGGGAACCAGUGCAGCAGGACAUGAAUGGUAUCCUUCUGGGGUAUGAGAUCCACUACUGGAAAGCUGGGGACAAAGAAGCAGCUGCUGACCGAGUGAGGACUGCUGGGCUGGACACCAGUGCCCGAGUCACCGGCCUUCACCCCAACACCAAGUACCAUGUGACCGUGAGGGCCUACAACCGGGCUGGCACUGGGCCUGCCAGCCCUUCUGACAGUACCAUGACCAUGAAGCCCCCUCCACAGCGACCUCCUGGCAACAUCUCCUGGACAUUCUCAAGCUCCAGUCUUAGCAUUAAGUGGGACCCAGUGGUCCCGCUCCGAAAUGAGUCUGCAGUCACGGGCUAUAAGAUGCUGUACCAGAAUGACUUACACCCGACACCCAUGCUCCACCUCACCAGCAAGAACUGGAUAGAAAUUGCAGUACCUGAAGACAUUGGCCACGCGCUGGUGCAGAUUCGAACCACAGGGCCUGGAGGGGACGGGAUCCCAGCGGAAGUCCACAUCGUGAGGAAUGGAGGCACAAGCAUGAUGGUGGAGAACUCAGCAGUCUGCCUAACUCCAUGUGCUGGUGCCAUCCUCUCCCACUCCAUGGCCAUGCUGAUCAUCCUAGGCUACCUGGAGCUUUGAUCUUGGCUCCCCUCCCUCUCCGCCAGAGCUGGACACCCACCUCCGAUGGACACAGCCAGCUGGUGCUGGCCCCUUCCAGACGCCAAGGUGGCCCAACACUGUGCCCAAGAGUGGUUGGUUUUAAAUACGUACUUUAAACAGUGCCCUUUUUGUAGGAGGUAGGAUAUUUCAAAUUCUGCCACAGGAUAGAACCCAUGUGAGGAUUUUUUUCUUUGAAUCAAGAGGCAAUAGGCAGCAACUUCCAUGAUAAUGCUGGACUCUAUGCCUGGGCCCUCUAGGAUGUCUGGAUGGAAGG